Messenger RNA from Acanthisitta chloris (rifleman), 894 nucleotides. It is a transcript of the gene NEIL1, whose product is annotated as nei endonuclease VIII-like 1 (E. coli). The annotation marks the transcript as partial. The transcript is spliced from 9 exons. Gene Ontology annotation, molecular function: DNA-(apurinic or apyrimidinic site) endonuclease activity; nucleic acid binding; DNA N-glycosylase activity. Gene Ontology annotation, biological process: base-excision repair. Lineage: Eukaryota; Metazoa; Chordata; Aves; Passeriformes; Acanthisittidae. Gene Ontology annotation, cellular component: nucleus. The record is from RefSeq and is a predicted model, not a curated record.
CUGCGCUUCCUCACCCGCGAGACCCCCCCGCGUGCUCUCUGCUUCAUCGACGUCCGCCGCUUCGGGUCGUGGCGCUUGGGCGACGCUUGGCAGCCAGAACGGGGGCCCUGUGUCAUCUCCGAGUACCAGGCCUUCAGGGAGAACGUGCUGAAGAAUCUGGAUGACAAGGCUUUUGACAAGCCCAUCUGCGAGGCCCUCUUAAACCAGAAGUAUUUCAAUGGAAUUGGGAAUUACCUGCGGGCUGAGAUCCUGUACAGGUCGAAGACCCCUCCCUUUGAAAAGGCUCGGACUGUGCUGGAAGCCCUGAAGGAGCAGGAGCAGAGGAAGAAUCCUUCCCUGACGCUGAGUAAGAAGGUGAAGCUGAUGCAGGAGAACCCAGAUCUCCUGGAGCUGUGCCACGCUGUGCCCAUGGAGGUCAUCACAGCAGAGAAGCAGCUCUUUGAUCCUGAGCAUGCAGAUAACUACACUGCCUUCAAAAACUGGCUGCAGUGUUACCUGGUGCCUGGCAUGAGCUCCCUGCGCGACCACAGCGGCCGCACCAUAUGGUUCCAGGGAGAGCCUGGCCCCAUGGCUCCCAAAGGGCAGAGACCCCGCAAGGCACUUCGCAAGAAGAGCACUCAGCCCAAGGCAGACCCCGAGGCACUGACCACCAAGGUCUCCACACGCACCUCAAAACGGCGCCCCAGGGCCACAGUAAAGGCCCUGAAGUCAGAUAAGAAGGAGGAAGAGGAGGAGGGGGAGGAAGAGGAGGCUGGUGGGCCAAGGAAGGGCCGAGCACGCCAGAGGAGGAAAGCAGCUGCUGCUCCAGCCUUGCCUGAACCCGAGGCACUCAGUACCAAAAGGAGCCGCCGGACGUCCACGCGCAGGGGCAGAGGUGCAGCUCCUGCCGUGUGA